Molecule: messenger RNA, 2410 nt
Organism: Drosophila takahashii
Lineage: Eukaryota; Metazoa; Arthropoda; Insecta; Diptera; Drosophilidae
Gene: Kap-alpha1
Product: karyopherin alpha1
Biological process (GO): NLS-bearing protein import into nucleus
Cellular component (GO): cytoplasm; nucleus; nucleoplasm
Molecular function (GO): nuclear import signal receptor activity; protein binding
Source: RefSeq, a predicted model, not a curated record
CGCAUCAGCUGUGUGCACACUGCACUCCGGACAGUCUGGCAACUGCGUUCCUCAAAACGUGUAAAUUUCUCGGUCUCUUUUGCAUGAUUAAAACGCGGAAAGGAUUUUUCGGAACAGCUUUCAAAGUGCCAAGACGACGACAUGUCCGCCACCCACAAGCAGCGCUAUAAAAAUGCCGCCUUGGACUCCACGGAGAUGCGGCGACGUCGCGAGGAAGUGGGCAUCCAGUUGCGGAAGAACAAGCGGGAGCAGCAGCUCUUCAAGCGGCGCAAUGUGGUCCUGGAGCCGGCCACCUCCUCGACUUCGGCCGGCAUGGAGAGCAGCACCAGCAACGAGCUGCAGACUGCCGACAUGCACAUGGCGGACAGCAGCACUGGACCAACGCAUUUCCCAGGCGGACAGAACGAAACGGCAACCGGAACCGGUGCUCAGGUGUCCGUAAUCAACGAGGAAAUGAUCCAGAUGCUUUACAGUGGACGCGAAAGCGACCAGCUGGAGGCCACGCAAAAGUUCCGCAAACUGCUGUCCCGCGAUCCCAAUCCGCCCAUCGAGGAGGUCAUCCAGAAGGGGAUUGUGCCGCAGUUUGUCACCUUUCUGCGGAACAGCUCGAAUGCCACGCUGCAGUUCGAGGCCGCCUGGACGCUGACUAACAUUGCCUCCGGCACCUCGCACCAAACGAAGAUCGUCAUCGAGGCCGGGGCAGUGCCCAUUUUCAUUGAGCUGCUCUCCAGUCCCCAUGACGAUGUGCAGGAGCAGGCUGUCUGGGCCCUGGGCAACAUAGCCGGCGAUUCACCCGUUUGCCGCGACCAUCUGCUCGGCUCAGGCAUUCUAAUGCCUCUUCUGCACGUCUUGAGCAACUCGGAGCGCAUUACCAUGAUACGGAAUGCCGUGUGGACGCUUUCAAAUCUCUGCCGCGGCAAGAAUCCACCCGCGGACUUUGCCAAAAUUGUCCAUGGCCUGCCCAUAUUGGCACGGUUACUGGACUACACCGAUGCGGACGUGCUCAGCGAUACUUGCUGGGCCAUUAGCUACCUGUCGGAUGGACCCAACGAUAAAAUCCAGGCUGUAAUUGAUGCGGGCGUUUGUCGUCGCUUGGUGGAGCUGCUACUACAUCCCCAGCACAAUGUAAGCACAGCCGCAUUGCGCGCAGUGGGCAACAUUGUGACCGGCGACGAUCAGCAGACCCAGGUGAUACUGGGCUUCAACGCCCUGCCCUGCAUUAGCCACCUGCUGCGCUCGACGGCGGAAACGAUCAAGAAGGAGUCCUGCUGGACCAUCUCGAAUAUUGCAGCUGGCAAUCGGGAGCAGAUCCAGGCCAUCAUAAAUGCCAACAUAUUCCCGCAGCUGAUGAUUAUCAUGCAGACGGCCGAGUUCAAAACGCGAAAGGAGGCAGCUUGGGCCAUUACCAAUGCCACGAGCAGCGGAACGUCUGAGCAGAUUAACUACUUGGUUAAGGUGGGCUGCGUGCCGCCAAUGUGCGAUUUCCUCACCGUCGUCGAUUCGGAUAUUGUCCAGGUGGCACUGAAUGCCUUGGAAAACAUCUUGAAGGCGGGUGAAAAGUUUCAGGCGCGACCAAAUCCCUAUGCCAUUACCAUCGAGGAAUGCGGAGGUCUGGACAAGAUCGAGUAUCUGCAGGCGCACGAAAACCGCGACAUCUACCACAAAUCGUUUUACAUCAUUGAACAGUACUUUGGCAACGAGGAGGAGGACAGCCGGGUGGCCCCCGUGGCGGGCAGUCAACAGUUCGAGUUCGAUCCGGACAACAUGCCCAGCACAGGCUUCAACUUUUAGCACCAUAACGGGCAGGACUAUACUAUCAACAAAAUGCGAAUCCUUCUAAAACCCUGAGCACACAACACACACACUGCAGGAAGCGCAGAAUUGCCUGACAGGAUUUAAACGGAGGCCAGAGCACGAGAAGGCAACCAAUGCCUAAGUGCAGUCACUACUAGCAUUUAAGUAAAGUUGGUCAUUCUGUCGGCUCGUUAUCCUUUUUCUUUUUCACACAUACUCGUCUGCAUAUAUAUUUUCUGCGCUUAAAACUAUUAUUUUCGAAGUGGUCCAGGACCAAAAUCAUCAUGACCUUACUCGAGCAUUUCUCCAGCUGGAAAGCGGGAUCGCUUUCACCUAGUUCGUAUGUACUAAUUUAAUAUGUUAUACAACCCAUUGUAUAUGUUUUUGCUUUCCUCAGAUUGAGUUUGUAAAUAUUUUUCAUUAAGCCCAAUUACGUUGAGACCUUGACAUGGUGUUGUUAUGCAUUCAUACAAACAAACGAUAUUGAUAAAACGAAUAACUUAAAAUGUUUUUAUUUGAUUUUGUUACGCAAAUUGCCGAAUGUAAAUUUGAUUAAAUUAUAAAGCAUUGUAACUUAAUUUAGAGGACACAUCAAUAAAGAACAACUAGACCACAA